Messenger RNA from Dichomitus squalens LYAD-421 SS1, 582 nucleotides. RefSeq lists its product as uncharacterized. Gene Ontology annotation, biological process: GPI anchor biosynthetic process. The record is from RefSeq and is a predicted model, not a curated record. The transcript is spliced from 4 exons. Gene Ontology annotation, cellular component: glycosylphosphatidylinositol-N-acetylglucosaminyltransferase (GPI-GnT) complex. Lineage: Eukaryota; Fungi; Basidiomycota; Agaricomycetes; Polyporales; Polyporaceae. The coding region runs from base 1 to 582 and encodes 193 amino acids.
AUGAAACGCACCAUACCUCUGCAAGAGCAUCCUGAGUUUUCUAUCAUUGACGGCUACGGAUGGAGGGAGUUUAGGGUAGAAGCCCCCGGUGGGCGUAGACGCGCGGCCAGCAGGCUGCCCUCUAUAGGCGGACUCUGGCUAGAUGCAUGCGUGGUAUCCGGUGUGGCAUACUGCUGGAAGGCGGCGACUUCAACCACCCCCGGUAUGGCGGUGCUGUUUAUGGUACUACUUCUAUACGUGUACACGCGCUCCACCCAGAUCCAGUGGGAGUCUGUGGUUAUCUUUCCUUCUAUCGGUAUACAACUCGAGACACACAAGGGCUUUGCAGGGGUAUCUCUGCUUGCUUCCCGCAAGUUCGUCCCCUGGUCAUCGUUGGAAGAUUUCCUUAUCAAUGAGGGCUUACGCGGCUGGGACGUCCGUUACUAUUGUGUCGCCAUCAACCGCACACUUGAAGGUUCACUUCAGCUCGAAGUAGCAUUUGAGAACAUACUACCACGAUUUCCCAUCCUACUUGAAGUGUACCACGGGGUGCAAGAGGCCCUUCAGAUCGAAAUCGAGCGACGGACAGAACCAUCGGUAUAA